AUGGCCGACGAAGAGCUGAACCUCUAUGAUGAGAUUGAGAUCGAAGACUGCUUCUAUGACGAGACGUUGCAAAUAUACCACCACCCAUGUCCCUGCGGCGACCGCUUCGAGAUUUCCAUAGCAGACAUGCGCGAUGGCGAGGACAUUGCGCGCUGCCCCAGUUGCAGUCUGAUGAUCCGGAUAAUAUUUGAUCAGUCUGAUCUACCGCCCGACACGGACAAUGCGCCCCAGGCUGCUGCCAUUACUGCGUAG
This is a messenger RNA of Parastagonospora nodorum SN15, 252 nucleotides long. RefSeq lists its product as hypothetical. Gene Ontology annotation, biological process: protein histidyl modification to diphthamide. The record is from RefSeq and is a predicted model, not a curated record. NCBI's taxonomy places the organism in Eukaryota, Fungi, Ascomycota, Dothideomycetes, Pleosporales, Phaeosphaeriaceae. Gene Ontology annotation, molecular function: metal ion binding. The transcript is spliced from 2 exons. The coding region runs from base 1 to 252 and encodes 83 amino acids.